Messenger RNA from Kogia breviceps (pygmy sperm whale), 1154 nucleotides. The record is from RefSeq and is a predicted model, not a curated record. Lineage: Eukaryota; Metazoa; Chordata; Mammalia; Artiodactyla; Physeteridae.
AUCAGCAGCACCAGUCUGGUCGACCACAUUCUCUUCCCCACAGGUGACCGCGGGGAGGCUGCCACCGGCCAGAUGUGGUGCGGAAGGGCCACGGCCUUGCUCCGGGUGUCGGGGUUAUGGCCGACAGGGGUGCUCGGGAGGAGACCGCUAAACUGCAGUGCUGCGUCACUGGCGGGAAGCAACUCCCUCCGGUGUUGGAACUGCGGCGGCCUAGGGGGCCCCUUGCGGGGGGACCGGUUCUUCUGCCCUCAGUGCCGCGCGCUGCAGCCACCUGACCCCACGCGAGACUACUUCAGCCUCAUGGACUGCAACCGCUCCUUCAGAGUUGACACUGCGAAGCUCCAGCAUAGGUACCAGCAACUACAGCGUCUUAUCCACCCAGAUUUCUUCAGCCAGAGGUCUCAGACUGAAAAGGAUUUCUCAGAGAAGCAUUCGACCCUUGUUAAUGAUGCCUAUGAGACCCUUCUGGCCCCCCUGAGCAGGGGACUAUACCUUCUAAAACUUUGUGGAGUAGAGAUUCCCGAAGGGACAGAUUAUAACAUGGACAGUCAAUUCCUCAUGGAAAUAAUGGAAAUCAAUGAAAAACUUGCAGAACCUCAAGGUGAAACUGCCAUGAAAGAGAUGGAAUCUAUUGUCAGAGCUAAACAGAAAGAAUUGACUGACAAUGUGAGCAGAGCUUUUGAAAGAGCACGGCAUGUGGGAUCUUAGUUGCUAGACCAGGGAUCGAACCCCUGCCCCCUGCGUUGGAAGCAUGGAGUCUUAACCACUGGACCGCCAAGGAAGUCCUGAGCAAACAUUUCUGAUUGGGGGAAUAAAUUAAAAAGACUUUCUGAGACAUGGCUUCUGAGUCAGUGGAAUUACUUAUUUUUCCCCUCUCCCAAAUUCUUUCCCUUUUAGUCUAAACUCCAAGUUUAGCUGGCCUUCUGAAUCCAGGAACCCUUUCAAGUGUUCCCUGACAAAGCCUUAUGGGAGGGAUGCUUCUAGACCUCUGAAAGGUUAACCUAUUGGGGUUAAAGUUUCUGACUGAAUAAAGGAAAUUAAGCACCCACCUCCUAACCCCACAUCGUUCUUAACAUGGCAUCAGAACAAGUCGGAAGUUUUGACUAAUUUGUGACUGUUCCAGUGUCAAAUAGGCCUGGUGUUAUGGACUGAAU